This is a messenger RNA of Dromaius novaehollandiae (emu), 4196 nucleotides long. RefSeq names its product pleckstrin homology and RhoGEF domain containing G3 (gene PLEKHG3). Bases 143 to 3970 code for a protein of 1275 amino acids. Gene Ontology annotation, molecular function: small GTPase binding; guanyl-nucleotide exchange factor activity. Gene Ontology annotation, biological process: regulation of establishment of cell polarity. Lineage: Eukaryota; Metazoa; Chordata; Aves; Casuariiformes; Dromaiidae. The transcript has 17 exons. The record is from RefSeq and is a predicted model, not a curated record.
GCGGCCCCCGCGGCCCGGGCGGGGCGGCCGCAGUCCCCGCCCCCGGGGCUCGCCCGCCGCUUCCUGCGGGCACGGCCGGGCCGGGGCGGCGGCGGCGGCGCGCGACUCAACACAGGCCCUGCCGGUGCCCAGAGAUGCCGGCAUGCCGGUGCCUGCCUGCCUGCAGCGCCCUGCUCUGAACCCCAUGCUCAACACUGGCCACACCAUGGAGGGGCCAGGUGAGGAGCCAGCUGGAGACAGGGCCGAGCCAUGGGCUCGUGGGCUGCGCAACAGUAACAACAACGCAUCGCCGGGGGGCUGGCUGGGGCCCCGCGGCGGGCACCCCUUCAUGCCCUUUGGUACCCGAUCCCCUGGCACCGAGCCCAGCUACCUGGAGCGUGUGGUGCUGGAGAUCGUGGAGUCGGAGCGCACCUACGUGCGGGAUCUGCGCAGCAUCGUGGAGGGUUACUUGGGCAAGAUCAUCGAUGCGGAGGAGCCAUUGCUGCAGCCAGAGCAGGUCAGCGCGCUCUUUGGGAACAUCGAGGACAUCUACGAGCUGAGCAGCAACCUGCUGCAAACCCUGGACAGCUGUGACAAUGACCCUGUAGCUGUGGCCGUCUGCUUCGUGACCCGGAGCCAGGAGUUUGAUAUUUACACGCAGUACUGCAACAACUACCCCAACUCGGUGGCGGCCCUGACUGAGUGCAUGAGGAACAAGCAGCAGGCCAAGUUCUUCCGGGAAUGCCAGGAGCAGAUGCGGCACGCGCUGCCUCUCGGUGCCUACCUCCUCAAACCUGUCCAGAGGAUCCUCAAAUACCACCUGCUGCUCCAGGAGAUUGCAAAGCACUUUGAACACAAGUCAGGGGAUGACUACGAGGUGGUGGUGGAGGCCAUUGACACCAUGACCUGCGUGGCCUGGUACAUCAAUGACAUGAAGCGCAAGCACGAACACGCCAUCCGCCAGCAGGAGAUCCAGUCGCUGCUGCUGAACUGGAAAGGGCCAGACCUGACCACAUAUGGGGAGCUGGUGCUGGAGGGCACUUUCCGGGUGCAGCGAGUGCGCAAUGAACGGGCCUUCUUCCUCUUCGACAAGGCCCUGCUCAUCACCAAGCGUCGCGGGGACCACUACGUCUACAAGAACCACAUCCCGUGCUCCUCUCUGAUGCUGAUUGAGAGCACGCGGGACUCAUUGUGCUUCAGCGUGGCUCACUACAAGCACAUCAAGCAGCAGUACAGCCUGCAGGCCAAGAGCGUGGAGGAGAAGCGUGUGUGGACCCACCACAUCAAGCGGCUUAUCCUGGAGAACCACCAUGCCAUCAUCCCCCAGAAGGCCAAGGAAGCCAUCCUGGAGAUGGACUUAUUCUACCCCCCGCGCCUGCCCCGCUACAGCCCUGAGCGACUGAAGAAGAGCUGGUCAUGCCAACCCCUGGAGGAGAUGUCCGCAGAGCCACGCCAGGGCCGCCGGCAGUCAGAACCCUUCCAGCAUCGGGACCGUGCGGAGACGCUGCCAGACAGGCUGCACGGGCACACCGGGCGCAGGCAGUCGGAGCCUGCCAAGCAGAUCCUGCAGCAGCUGGGGGAGCGAGGUGAGCAGGCCCCCGUGGGCAUGCAGCACGCCGACAGCGACGGAGCCCUUCUGGAGGCAGAGGAGCCCCUGCCGCACCCCAGGCCCUGGGCUACGGCUGAGGGAGUCAUGGAGGAGGAGGAGGAGGAGGAGGAGGAGGAGGAAGAGGCUUUCGGCAAGGACGCCCGGGAGGAGCUGCCUGGUGCUGACGCCAUGCCGGCGGGCCCCCAGGACGAGCAGGCCCUGAGGCCCCUCCAGAUGCCGGAGGGGCCCAAAGCCUGCAAGAGGCCGAGCAGCCGAGGCCCGAGGAGCUGCGAGAAGCGCCGCAGCAUGGCCACGGCUGGUGCCGGCCAGGAGGUCAGUGCGGCCCCGGUGCCCCAGCGCGGGCAGUGCGCAGGCGCAGCAGGGCCCGGCACCCAUCUGGCUGCCCCGCUGCAGGCCGGCACCGAUGGGGAGCACAGGGAGGCGCUGGGGGUGCCUGUGGUGGUGGCUGAGCACCUCGAAGAGCCCCCUUCGUCGGACGUGGAGUCAGUGGGUACCCCGGAGUCGCUCCUGCCUGGGCGGCAUGAGCGGGCCAAGCCGGAGCCAUGCUCGGAUGGGGGUGUCGCGGAGCCAGCGGAGGAUCUCCGAACCCUGAGCAGCGAGGAGGAGGAAGAGGAGGAAGAGCGGGCCCUGCAUGCCCCCAGCAGCAUCCUCCCGCCCUCCGUGCUGGACCAGGCCAGCAUCAUUGCGGAGCGCUUUGGCAGCAGCUUCUCGCGCCGCAGCAGCCUGGCGCUGGAGGAGGGCCGGGCAUCACUGGGCGUCGCGCCAUCGCGCCUGCCCAGCCGCAGCAGCAGCGUGCUCAGCCUGGAGGGCAGUGCUCUGGACGCCCAGAGUGGCCCCCUGCUCCCGGCCAGUGAGGAGGGGGAGCCGGGGCCACCCUGCAGCACCGUGGCCUCGCCAGACCCCCCACCCUGCCCCAGGAAGGAGUCACUGCUCUCCAUGCAGGACCGCUUGCUGCUUGAUAAGAUCAAGAGCUACUACGACCAUGCUGAGAACCAGGACGCCAGCUUCAGCAUCAAGCGCCGAGAGAGCCUCUCCUACAUCCCCAAGGGGCUGGUGAGGAACUCUGUUUUCCGCAUCAACAGCCUGCCCCGGCCACCCCCAGGGCCCAACAUUGGUGCUGGAGCCCGCACCGCUGUCUGGGUGCUGGCCGCCAGCCCCAAAGCCGCCCCGUUGGCGGAGCCGGAGGUGGCUGAGCCGAUGCCCGGGGCGGCUGAGGAUUUCCACCCGCCCUCAGCGGGGCGGCAGGAGGAAGAGAGGCCGCGGCAGGAGAAUGGGCUGGAGCCACAUGAGCCACUGCUCAUCCUCGAGGACGAUGACCUGGGCACCGGCGCCGCCGAGGAGGCCCCCAAGAGCCCUUCGCCCACUGGGUGCCCGCAGGAGCCAGGCACUGGGGCCAGUGAGCUGCCGCGGCCACUGGCCUUGCACUCGCGCCUGCUGCAGCUGGCCGCCGGCGGUGGCGAGGCGGCCGAGCGCCCCGGCACCAAGGUGUACCAGCUGGCGCGCCAGUACAGCCUGCGCAUCAAGAACCGCCGCGCGGGUGCCCAGCGCUGCCUGGCACAGCUGGAGGAGGACAUGCGGCUGAGGACGGCAGCGCCCUGCGACCAGCCACAGCCCCCGGCUGUGGGCACAGGUCCGCCGAAACACGCCCUGGCGCUGCCCAGCUACAAGCAGGUGGUGAUCCAGGAGCAGCGCCUGCCAGCGCCGCCCUCCGCAGCCGCUUCGCCGCAGGAGAAGUCGCCGCGGCGCUUCUCCCCCAGCCCAUCCUCCGGCAGCCCCCGCCUGCCCUCGCCGGGCAGCCUGGCCUCCCGCAGCCCACUGAGCCCCGGCGGCGCCGAGCCCUUCACCUGGCCCGACGUCCGCGAGCUGCGCUCCAAGUACGCGGCCUUCGGCAGCGCUGGGCCCCGCCGGCCCCCACUGGUGAACCGCAGCCGCUCAGCGCCCGAGCAGGUGGCGGUGGCGGCGGUGGGGCGCAGCGGGCGGCCGGUGGCGAAAGCCUCGCCGCUCAACGGCCGGAGCCGGAGCGCCGAAGCCGGCGCUGAGGCCGGCGGCCCCAAGCACCAGCGCAACAACAGCGAUGGGGCGCUGUGCGUCACGGCCCAGGCGGCCCUGGGCGCUGGGCAGCGGGUCAUUGUCUUGGAGCGGGUGGCCCCGGGCGCCGAGGCGGCGCCCGACAGCUACGUGCAGAUCCGCUCGCCCACGACACGGGAGAAGAUCUGCCUCAAGGCGGUGGUGGAGCGCUGCAAAGCCUACCAGGCCUCGGAGGCCUACCGCCGGCGCCAGGCCGAGCCGCCGCCGCGGCCCUGGGACCCCCCCGACACCGCCCGCCCUGGCCUCGUCAGGAACCUGCGGGAGAAAUUUCAGACGCUCAAUGCCGCCAGCUAGGCCGGCGCCCAGCGGGCAGGACCCGGCGCCCGCGGGGAGCACCGCGGUGGCAACCGACAACCUGACUCCCCCCCGCUUGCUCUCGGUGGUGCUUCCCGGAGCGCGAGGAGAGGGGCGCCCGCUGUGGGCCCGUGUCCCCCCCAGCACCCGCCCGCCCGCAGCUGGCACACGGCGCCGGCUUUGCUUUGAUGUCUUUAUUAGAAAAACAGAACUGAACCAAAAGUUA